Messenger RNA from Entrophospora candida, 948 nucleotides. The record is from the annotation of a GenBank genome assembly. Lineage: Eukaryota; Fungi; Glomeromycota; Glomeromycetes; Entrophosporales; Entrophosporaceae.
AUGAAGUCAACCCUGCAACCCUCUUCAGGGAGAAAUUACUGUCUAAUUGUAGGUGAACAUGGAACAGGAAAGACAACUUUGAUUCGAAAAACCAUAUUGAAUCUCCAAGAGCCAAAGGGUGUUGUCCUUUUUGAAUGUCCUACAGAUGCAAAGGCAUUUGCAACCAAUUUGACAAGACACCUAGAUUGUGAGUUAUAUCCGUCGAAGCUUCGAGAUAUUAUCAUGCAGUGGAUUACUAAUAUUACUAAUGCAAUAAGAAAAGAGGAACAUCCAGAAUAUCCUACUUGGAAUCUUUUGAAAGAGUACCUUAUCAACACUGCCUUUUGCUACAGACGAGAAUAUAAACGCCCAAUGGUUUUGGUUCUUGACCAAGUAGACCGCAUUGCUAAGAAGGACCAAGAAUUUCUUGGGAUACUCCAAGAUUUUGCAAAGGACUGCGCAGAUAAACACGCACUUGUCAUUAUAUUUGUCGCAAGUGAAGGCUUGGUCACGCAACUCAUGCGAUCAAUUAUUCCCUUAGAAGUUGGUGAUAUCUCAGAUAAAGAAGCCGUAAAAUUACUUAAAGAUUCUGGUACUGACCAAAAAACUGCUGAAGAUGCGGUGAAAUACCUGACCGGUGGACGGUUUGCUUUAUUGACUCAGUUCCAAUCAUUGAGUCGAUAUCCUAAAAUUUUGUUUGAAGAAUUCAAGGAGCAACUGUUCACGCAGGUUAAGAGAGAUUUGGAUAUGGUGGAACUUCCUGAAAACCAUGAAUCUUUCAUAAAGCUUAUCGAAAUACAUCGUAUUGGCAUUCAGCAAGCUAAAACAAUUAUACCUCUCAACAUGCUUCGCAAACUUGUCAAGGCUAACAUUCUCAAAGAACAUCAGGACUACACAGUGUCCUUUCAUUCACGUUAUAUCGAUACCUACUUUAAAGAGGUAAUUCUUGCUGACAAUAUUGCGAUUUGA